This is a messenger RNA of Chironomus riparius, 2253 nucleotides long. Lineage: Eukaryota; Metazoa; Arthropoda; Insecta; Diptera; Chironomidae. The record is from the annotation of a GenBank genome assembly.
UUGGUAGUUUUAGCUCUUCGCCUUUUUGUUUAUAGCGCGGAAAAAUUACAAACAAAAAAGUUAUUCAGUUGCGUUAAUCACUCGUCAUACAUUCAAUGAUUCAUUCCCUAUUAGAUCGUCCGUGUUCAUAGAUCAUUGUGCCGUAUUGUUUUCAAUUAUUCUUUAGUGUAUUUGGAAUGGUUCUGUGAUAAACUUGCUAAUUGAUUUUAUGAAUUUUGUGUAUAUGUUGGAGAUUGAAGAGAAAUCAAGUUGGAAAUAGAACAACAAUAAGAAGAAGAUAAAGAAUUUGAGAAAAAAAAAAAUAAAUAUUCAAGUCAUUUAUUGUGGAAUCAAAACGUGUAUGGGCCACAACCUUUAUCUUAUCACAUAAUAAAUGAAAUAAUCGCGAACGUAUAAGAAACUUUAUUUUAUCGAUUUUUUUUUUUUGGUGAGAGAACUGAGAAGGAAAAAUAAGACUCAAUUCAGUUGAAGUUGAGACAUCGAACAGUAAAUGACAUACAUAUCCGCAUAUCUUUAAUUCCGACAAAAUAGAAAAUAAUAUUCAACUAGGAAAUAGAAUAUAAAGUACAAUGUCUGUACAGUUCACACAACAACAACAGGUGGUUCAAAUAAAUGUUGAUCCACAUGAUGAGGAAGAUGAUACACAACGUCUGCAGUCGCCGGGUGCAAGAGUUCCACUCGAUCGUAUGACGAGCAGAGAGGAGCGUAAUGAGCGUUCUCGUGUGAAGAGGAUCUUUGAUAAGUACGACAGAGACAGAAAUGGAUUCCUCAGCAAGAAAGAACUAGGAAGGCUAAUCAAAGAAAAUCCAGGACAAUGUCAAGAUCUGCCAAAAGGAAUUGCUAAAGAGAUUCUUAAAUACGCAGACAUUGACGGUGAUGGUCAGCUGGAUUUUGAGGAAUUUUACAAACUUAGUCAGGAGCACAAAUGGAUUGUCAGAGACUUUUGUGUGAAAUAUUGUCGUUAUGUCGUUCCACGACGUGAUGGUGCCAUUCAUGAUGAAACAGCGUCUGGAUAUUCUGUAGGUUCCGCAUAUGAAACAGUAGAUGGAGCGUACGAGAAUCAAAUGAAAUUUUUCCCACCUCCCUUGACGAUGGUCAUCUUUAGUAUCAUAGAAGUUAUAUUCUUUAUCGUAGAUAUAGUUUAUUUAAAUGAUUACAAAGAAACCGACUUCAAGAAUGUCGGAACCAGUGUCAACGGACCGAUGGCAACGAUGUUCAUCUACAAUCCACGAAAGCGAGAGGAAGCCUGGCGUUUCGUGACUUACAUGUUCGUUCAUGUCGGAGUAAUGCAUAUCUUAAUGAACUUAAUCGUUCAAAUAUUUCUCGGAACUGCCCUUGAGUUAGUACAUUGUUGGUGGAGAGUUGCUUUAGUAUAUUUAUCAGGUGUUCUAGCUGGUUCAAUGGGCACAAGUAUUGCAAAUCCACGAAUCUACUUGGCAGGUGCAUCGGGUGGUGUUUAUGCAUUGAUUACUGCACAUAUAGCUACAAUAAUCAUGAACUGGCAAGAAAUGGAAUAUGCAUUUUUACAACUCUUUGUUUUUCUCGUGUUUUGUGGAACUGACAUUGGAUUCAGUGUCUAUCGACACAUAACUGAUCCAUUCGAUCGUGUUGGAUAUAUGGCACAUCUUUGUGGUGGAAUUGCUGGUCUUUUAGUUGGUAUUGGUGUGCUACGAAAUUUGAAUGUUCGUCCAUAUGAGAAGAAACUUUGGUGGUUGGCAAUAACUUUAUAUUCAGCACUGAUGAUUUCAGGCAUUUGCUUCCAUAUCUUUAAUCCAGACUACUUUAUGUUUGAGAAAACGAAUCCAACACCGUCAGAAUCUGGAUUUCCUUAAUUUUAAGUAGAAUAAUUAUUUUAUGUCCUAAAAUUUACUUGUGUGAGGAUAGACUUAAAGUAUUGAUGAUUGACAAGACAAUUAAGGUUUAAGAUUUAAAAACAAUUUAGACUUAAUUGAGCAGUUUUGAAAAAGAAGGAAUGUCGCAUUUAAAAAUGAUUUAUUAAAAGUCAUCACACUAGAUUAUAGCUUGAAUUAAUCUUUGACUAAUUUAUAUGAACCCAAACAACUGCGGGACUGAAAUUCUUAAAUGAGACAAUUUACGCUAACUUCACACAAAUAAAUCCCAACUUUUCAUUCUCAGAUAUAUUUUACUCAACUUAGUUCUUUUAAAAAAAUGAUACAAAUUUAAAUAUAUGCACAAAUUAUUUCAAUAAUCAGAGGGUGGAACCGCCUUAGAUUUUCACAUUCGUAAUUUUAG